GUAGCAAGCAAGAAUAGUGGAAGUGAAUCUUUAUACAUCCGUCGAUUAGUAGUAUUUUUUCAUUGAAUUCUGAAGAUUCGUCAUCAGUGAAAAAUAAAAUAUCUAGAGUGAUUGGCAAGCAACGUCAUAUAGGAAGUCUCUAUUCUGUAGAAGUUAUUUUGGCGAAAUAGACGACGUCAGAACUAUUUUAUGCUACAUCGUCGUCGGUUUGCAAAGACACCGCCAUCUUUGAUUAGACCCACAAAUACGGGAGCGGUAGCUCGCUUCUAACGGGAUAAAUAUAAAAGGAAAAGAAAAUCGGAACACCAGCGCAGCACGCUCAGCCAUCAUGAAUUCGAUCAGCAAAAUCCACUUCAACAGUUCGACCGGUGUUUCGCUGAACGACCGCUUCACCAUCAUGUCCAAAGUGAGCCCAUCCGACAAGAUCAAGCUCAGCAGCAGCCUGCUCAAUGGGGGCGCCCUGCGCUUCAACCAGCAGCGCUCCAACUCGGUCGAUUCGCUCUCGAACCGCGGCUCGCUGGUCAACCGGCAGCUACUGCACCAGCUGGACCGGCGUCAUCUCGGGCAAAAUUCGCCGUUUCGUUUGAGAAAUAGAAACAUUCGUUCCGGCCGGCAGCGACUUAACCGGAGCAAUCUGACCUCGCGCACUAAUCUACGACGAGUUGCUGGUAAUACGCUCUCACUGGUUGGCGGAUCCAGACGGUUGCAGCGCUCGAACAGCCUGUCGGAUGUUGCUACAAUGAAUGCCGACUAUUUCGAACGUCAGUCGCUCAGCCGUUCAAAUUCGCAGCAGAACAUCGUUUCCCGUUUGGGAAACAACAGUAGAACCCCACGCAGCCGGUCUCGUGGUCCUAACCGCCAGUCACAGCGUACGAACUCGUCCGCUAAUUUGCGCGGCCGUUCGAGAUCCCGUGGAGCACGGGACAGUUCCAAUCCUCGAUCGCGUUCACGUCCCCGAAUGUCACGUUCGCGGUCCCGCCUGCCACCAGCGGCGGCACGAGCCAGAUCUCGCAGCAACAAUAAUGGCAUGAAUGGUGGUGGCAACAACAUCGAGAAUCGUCUAGGCCGCGGUCGUCCGCGUGGUCGCUCCAGUGUUAGACGUGGCCGUGGAAAUGGUAACUAUUCCCGAGCCAAUUCCCGUUCGAAUACACGCACGGGAAGCGUAAAUGGACGGUUGGGCUUGAACCGCACCGGUCGGCCAAUAGCAAACGGUUUUCGUGGUGGACGCGGACGCAUCGGUAAACGCGGAAUGCGUCGCGGAGGAGCUACGUACGGCCAAAACGGCAGGACCGGAGGAAUGCCCGGACGAAACCCGCAGAGAGGAGCCCGGGGUGGACCAGCCGGUGGAAUGCCACCGCGUCGGGGACGUUCCCGUUCCCGGGGACGGGCGGCGUCGCAGAACCGCGCCCGUAGUGGCCAACGCGGUCGCAAUGCUUCACAAGGACGGCGCGCAUCGGCACCGACCAAGAGCAAGGAAGAACUCGACAAGGAACUGGAUCAGUACAUGGCCAACACGAAGUCUUCGCUGGACAAGGAAAUGGACGAGUACAUGAACGGCAUUCAGAGCAAAUUUCUGUAGGAUUUGAUCCCCAACCACAAGCCUACCCCCUGGCGUGUCGAGUCGGCGCAUCGAGUCGAAUGCUGUUGCUGUAGCCGUUGGCGAUUUGCUUUUCCAAGCUGAUUUUGAGAAAAAUGCAAAAACUCAUGUAUAUCCUUAAUUAAUCGUAAAGUAAGUUACUAAUUCUAGCAGAUAAGGAUUUUUUUUCUCUAUUCAGAAAAAAAUAGACUUGAUAACUGAGUUUUAAGAAUUUCUAACAAUUUAUCAGCAAAACCAGGUCGUAAAUUUCAAAUGUAUAUACAAUAUACUACAACCUACUACAAACUGAGUAAAGAAAUAAACUGU
Molecule: messenger RNA, 1903 nt
Organism: Sabethes cyaneus
Lineage: Eukaryota; Metazoa; Arthropoda; Insecta; Diptera; Culicidae
Exons: 6
Coding region: 329-1579 (416 amino acids)
Source: RefSeq, a predicted model, not a curated record